Messenger RNA from Mesorhabditis spiculigera, 285 nucleotides. The record is from the annotation of a GenBank genome assembly. NCBI's taxonomy places the organism in Eukaryota, Metazoa, Nematoda, Chromadorea, Rhabditida, Rhabditidae.
AUGGAUCAACGCGAACGCACCAGCCGCGCUUCCGGACCACAGACCUUCGAGAUCAUCCGCCAAUACGUAAAUAACGAUACGGACUCGGAUUCGCAGGGAUCAAAGGAACUCUCUGUGCACUCGGAUAACAACAACACGAAUCGUCGGUCGUCGGAGGUUGCUACACAAUCGGAAAACGAUGAUGAAUAUUUGAUGCCGCAGCAUUUUCAAGAACGCCCGGAUCUGGACUCCAAGAUGAAGUGGAGUUUGAGAUUCAUAUUUGAUGCUAUCGAGACCUCGGGAUUA